CCGCGAGUUUCCUGGUUGCCAUGGAGCUACGUGACAACAGGGAGGAAGAGUUAGAGGAGGGCCUUUUUGUCCGUCUUACAUGGAGGUUGAAGUGAUGGACUUACCAGACACUCUCCGAAGACGCUUGGAAGACUUUUCUCGUAAUGUCUUCGUGGAGCAGAGUCAGCCUCCGUCGAAGGCGCGAAGCACGUCUUCGCCGCACGACAGGCGGGUUCUGUCCAGCCUGCCCCUCCAGAUGUCUCUGUUCUUUAACAUGUGGUUCUUCCCCCUGUGGUGGAUCAGUGAGACUGUCAUGCUGCACCUCAAAUACUCUGCUUUGCCCGACUACUACAAGUUCAUCCUGGUGACGGUCCUCAUCCUGAUGACCAUGAUCGAGGCCAUUAGACUCUAUCUAGGGUAUGUGGGGAACCUGCAGGAGAAGGUGGCGGAGUUGGCGGGCUUUUGGCUGCUGAGCAUCCUGCUGCAGCUGCCCCAAAUCCUCUUUCUGCUCUUCAACCAAGGCAUCCUCGUCCAGCCGUUGGAAAGGGGCGUUCACGUCGUUCUCGCUCUUUUCGUCCUCACUCAGGCCGUGGUGGGCUUCGUGGCUCUACGGGACUUGGUCAGACACACGGAGAGUCAGUUCCAUCUCCGUCAGUUUGACUGAAGCAUCGACUUCCUGUCACCGCGGGGGCGUCGCUCUGCCAAGACUCAAGGCCAGGGGGGUCCAAAGUGCAGGCUGGGGGCCAUUUACGGCCCAUUCUAGAAAGUAUGCCCCUCAAGUCGGCCUGGUUUUUGUUGUUCUUGUACACAAUCGGAAAGCGGCCUCGCAUCCUUCCCUCGUGUAGAACGUGGUCCUCCCUGGAGGCCGCUGCCCCCCCCCCCCCCCGUUGUUGUAGGCACAAUGUGUCAAUCACUGCUUCAUGAAAACAGAAAAAUAUUUAUUUUGUAUUCAGCAUAUUCCAUAUGAGAUUGUAUGAUUGUUUUUGUACGUUUUGUACAAAUAAUUGAAUCAAUAUGUAUUGACACUGCAAGGUGAUCAUGUCCAUCAUGUCCAUCUCCAUUAAUUCGCCCAAACACAGCUGGGAUAGGCUCCAGCAUACCCCAUACAAGAUGGAGGUCCAUUAUCCCAGGAAAACAAAGUACAGUUGGGAUAUUCUUCCGGCUGCCGUGUACUCUGAAAGGAUACCUUCUUAGACAUUCCCUUGUCGGGCGAAGAAGUCGGCGAUCCUCCGCCUGAAAGCUCAUGAAUCAUGCCACUCUGUGGACGAGGGGGACUUUGUCACGGGGGGUAAAACACUUUUUGUUCCUUUGUCUUCUCGGGUCGUGUCGCACAGACUGAGGAAAAAUGAGAAAACAUCCAAACGCUUGUUCUGUUAUGAUGACAGCCGAGCUAACAGUGGCUAACAGAAUCAAACCCGAGCAUUCACACCACGUCCACCGCGCCAACAUGGCAACUCAAAGCCACCAUGGAGAUGUUUGGUGGAGACACAGGGACUGACAGGAAAUGAUGGUACCUGGUUCCUCGCAGGUCCGUGCACCUCAGCACGGGAACUAAGACGUUGGAGUGGGGGGCAGAUUUUCUCCGGGACAGUUCCAAGAUGACGUCUCCACGGUUCCGCUCUUGAAAUGGAUUAUGUUUCAGCAAUCCCACUAAGAAAAGAAAAGAAGUUUUACAUAAAAAGUGACUUUUUAAAAAUCUAAUUAUAACUUUUUAUCUCUUAAUUUGGACUUGUCUCAUAAUUAUGACUUUCCUGCCUCCCAAUGUAAGAUUAAUAAUAUCAUAGUUUUUAUCUCCAAAUUGUCUGGAACAGAGUCAUGACCAACCUUCUGCCACGCCUCCUUCCUUCCUCUUUUCCCGCCAUUUCUUGCUGGCUACGUCGGCAUGCCCGCUGGGGAAGUCUUCGUGCACGUAGUAGCGGUUGGGCCCCAGGUAGGAGUGCGCCCCUUUGCACCCGGGGCAGCCGGGCAAGUGUUCGAUGGUGAUGUUGGACAGCAGGCGCCUGGUGGGGAAUCGACAGCCAAGAUGAGGACUAAGUGAAUCCAAACGAGCUCAACCAACCCACCCCGAAGAACGUUAGCGUUACCUGUCGGCGUGGAAGGGUGACCGCCCUAAAAGCGUGACGACAGGGACAGUUGACUGAAUUGACUGAGUGGUGAUUAGCACCAAAUGACAGCAAGUCUAGAAGAUGCAGUACUCACUAGAUAAGCACGGCUGCUGCUGGCGCUGCUGAUGCUGAUGCUGAUGCUGGAUGGGAUGCAUGAAUUUGGGGGGGCGAGGAAGCACGGCGCUGAGGUGCAGCAGCUGGGAUGAGUACCUCCACUGGGCUGUGUUUCUUUGCUGGCC
Doryrhamphus excisus (bluestripe pipefish) is the source of this 2323-nucleotide messenger RNA. RefSeq names its product transmembrane protein 17 (gene tmem17). Lineage: Eukaryota; Metazoa; Chordata; Actinopteri; Syngnathiformes; Syngnathidae. The record is from RefSeq and is a predicted model, not a curated record. Gene Ontology annotation, biological process: non-motile cilium assembly. Gene Ontology annotation, cellular component: ciliary transition zone.